Molecule: messenger RNA, 1557 nt
Organism: Oreochromis aureus
Lineage: Eukaryota; Metazoa; Chordata; Actinopteri; Cichliformes; Cichlidae
Product: tryptase-like
Exons: 7
Coding region: 36-1067 (343 amino acids)
Biological process (GO): proteolysis
Molecular function (GO): serine-type endopeptidase activity
Source: RefSeq, a predicted model, not a curated record
UGGCCCUCCAACGGUUUCUGUGCUUUUUCUCUGUGAUGAUCAUUCUUUUUGGCAAAGAUGUUCAUUCACAGCUGCCUGAUGUUCCUUCACAGCAGCCUGCAUGUGGCAGGGUUAUUAAAAAUGGCAGAAUCGUAGGAGGGGAAGAUGCAGCCCCUGGAAGUUGGCCCUGGCAGGCAUCUUUAUCCAAAGAUGGCUCUUUUUUCUGUGGAGGGUCUCUAAUCACCAACCAGUGGGUGCUGACAGCUGCUCACUGCAUUACGCCUGCUGAUCUUCCCACCACAGCGGUGACUCUGGGCCACAACACUGCGUCUGGUUCAAACCCAAAUUCAGUGACUGUGCCUCUUGCAAACAUCAUCUGCCAUCCCGACUAUGACUCUACAACAAUGAAUAACGACAUGUGCCUCCUGCAGCUGUCGGCUCCUGUGAAUUUCACAGACUACAUUCAGCCAGUCUGCUUAGCCUCAGCAGGCAGCACUUUCAACAAUGGGACCAGCAGCUGGGUCACUGGCUUUGGUACCCUAUCAAGUGGUGGUUCCACCCCAGAGACUCUGCAGGAGGUGAAUGUACCAAUUGUCGGAAACAAUGAGUGCAAAUGCGACUUACAAAACUUCGUUGCAAUCACAGAUAACAUGAUCUGUGCUGGACUGCAAGAGGGUGGGAAGGAUUCAUGUCAGGGAGACUCGGGGGGACCACUCGUGACAAAAAACAAUAUGGGCAUCUGGAUCCAGAGUGGAGUUGUGAGUUUUGGUGAGGCCUGCGCCCUGCCUAAUAAACCUGGAGUCUAUGCUCGUGUGUCCCAGUACCAAAACUGGAUCAGCACCACCGUCACCGGAACACCACCAGGCUUUGUUGACUACACCUCCAUGGGCUUUGACUUUGACUUAUUCUUCUCCUGCCCCACAUCAACACCAACCACUGGUCCCACCGAUUACCCACCCCCCACCCCCCCAUGUGACAGUGAGAGUUUGUUUUGCAGUGGUGAAAACCUGAUCCACUUCACUCACUUCACCUCUCUCUGUGUUCUUGUUGUGUUGCUCCAAGUGUUUUUUGGAAGUGGUGGAAUGUAACUCAAUGCAUUUACAAGUCCUGUACUUAAGUACUAUCUUGAAAUAAUUACUAUUACUUGAACAGAUUUAUGGGACAGCUUAAGUUUCUGAGCACUUCACAAAUAGAAGAGAAACAGUUAUUAGUACAUAUUACAACAGUACACAUUAGACUAACAGUAGAUUCUGAAAGAAAUUAAGAAGUGGACUGUUUAAACAUUCUGACAUGAGAUAUUAUUAAAAAAAUAUAUUAUUUCUUGUUUUCAAUUAUAGUGAUUUGCUCAUCUUUAUCUGAUAUAUUUCCAUGACGUCAAUGAUCAUUCAAAAAUUCAGCCUGGCAAAUUUGAAGACUAAAUCAGAAAAAUAUUUAGUAAUUCUCUUUAAAUGUUAUCAUGUUACAUAUGGGCAUAUUUCUGUUGUAUGGUCAAAAUCUGUCAUAGUUUGAUAAAAUUCUGUUCAGAUCUUGUUUUGGUAUUCUGACACUUUUGAUGAUUAAAACAUGCAAUUUUAAAAU